GCCGAAGAAAAAUGAGGAAGGGAAUAUACCAGUGAAUAUUAUGGAUGUGUUUGCUUAUAAAUUCAGAGCACAGGUCCCCUCCAUUGCUCAUUCUCUCCUUACUCCUUUCUCUCUCCUUUUUCUCGAGAAAAUACAUACAAGAACAAAAGAAAAAGAAAACCAAAGGUUAAGUUUUUGAGAGAGUUUUGUAGCUAGCUAGCUAGCUAGGCAGCCAUGGCGAGAGAACAGUUGCAAGUUCUUAAUGCACUAGAUGUUGCUAAAACACAAUGGUACCAUUUCACAGCCAUCAUCAUAGCCGGGAUGGGAUUCUUCACCGAUGCCUAUGAUCUCUUCUGCAUAUCACUUGUGACCAAAUUGCUUGGCCGCAUAUACUACCAUGUCGAUGGUGCAGAGAAGCCUGGUACUUUGCCACCUAACGUCUCGGCCGCUGUUAAUGGUGUGGCCUUCUGUGGAACAUUAACCGGCCAGCUCUUCUUCGGUUGGCUUGGUGACAAGAUGGGAAGAAAGCGAGUCUAUGGAAUGACCCUUAUGAUAAUGGUUAUAUGUUCUGUAGCUUCAGGUCUUUCCUUUGGUCACAACCCAAAGUCUGUCAUGGCUACCCUUUGCUUCUUCAGAUUCUGGCUUGGUUUCGGCAUAGGUGGAGACUACCCUCUUUCGGCUACAAUCAUGUCUGAGUAUGCCAAUAAGAAGACUCGUGGUGCUUUCAUUGCUGCAGUCUUUGCCAUGCAAGGUUUCGGUAUUUUAGCUGGUGGUUUAUUCGCAAUCAUUGUGUCUGUAGCGUUCAAAACACAAUUCAGUGCCCCGGCUUAUGAGGUUGAUCCAGUUGGAUCGACUGUUCCACAGGCCGAUUUCGUUUGGAGGAUCAUUCUAAUGGUGGGAGCUCUCCCGGCUGGAAUGACUUACUAUUGGCGGAUGAAGAUGCCUGAGACUGCGCGGUACACUGCUCUUGUGGCCAAGAAUACGAAGCAAGCAGCCUCUGACAUGUCAAAGGUUUUGCAGGUUGAGAUAGAGGCUGAACCAGAGAAAGGUGUGCAAUCAUCUGAGAAAAGUGCCAACUCAUUUGGUUUGUUCUCUAAGGAGUUUUUGCGCAGACAUGGGCUUCACUUGCUUGGAACUACUAGUACUUGGUUCUUGCUUGACAUUGCUUUCUACAGUCAAAAUCUUUUCCAAAAGGAUAUCUUCAGUGCUAUUGGAUGGAUUCCAAAUGCAAAGACCAUGAAUGCUCUCGAAGAAGUGUACAAGAUUGCCAAGGCUCAAACACUUAUUGCUCUUUUCAGUACUGUUCCUGGCUACUGGUUUACAGUGGCUUUCAUAGACAGGAUAGGAAGAUUUGCCAUUCAGUUAAUGGGAUUCUUCUUCAUGACAGUCUUCAUGUUUGCAUUGGCAAUUCCUUACAAUCAUUGGACUCAUAAGGAAAACCGAAUUGGUUUCGUUGCCAUGUACUCACUGACCUUCUUCUUCGCCAAUUUCGGGCCUAACGCCACCACAUUCGUCGUGCCAGCUGAGAUUUUCCCAGCCAGGCUCCGGUCUACAUGUCAUGGGAUCUCAGCAGCAUCUGGAAAGCUUGGGGCCAUGGUUGGCGCAUUCGGGUUCUUGUAUUUGGCUCAAAGCCAGGACAAGACCAAGGUAGAUGCAGGCUACUCUCCUGGCAUUGGUGUGAGAAACUCACUCAUUGUGUUGGGUGUAGUAAACUUUCUAGGCAUGAUGUUUACUUUCUUGGUGCCUGAAUCAAAAGGAAAGUCAUUGGAGGAGAUGUCCGGUGAGAACGAAGAAGAAAAUGCUCAAGUAGAGCUGGAACAACCACCUGGCUAUAACAACAGAACAGUCCCAUUUUAGGCCUUUAAGUUUUAGGAUCCUUAAUCGUUGUAAGGAAAUGUGUAAUGUUUUUCUUUUCAUAUUGAAGUGAGUCUAAUAUCUGUUAUGUUCAGUGAUUUUGAAAUAUAUAUAGAAUAUAAGUUUAUAUCCAAA
This is a messenger RNA of Humulus lupulus (European hop), 1968 nucleotides long. Its product is annotated as inorganic phosphate transporter 1-4. Gene Ontology annotation, molecular function: phosphate transmembrane transporter activity. The record is from RefSeq and is a predicted model, not a curated record. NCBI's taxonomy places the organism in Eukaryota, Viridiplantae, Streptophyta, Magnoliopsida, Rosales, Cannabaceae. Bases 214 to 1836 code for a protein of 540 amino acids. Gene Ontology annotation, biological process: phosphate ion transport; transmembrane transport. The transcript has 2 exons. Gene Ontology annotation, cellular component: membrane.